Molecule: messenger RNA, 330 nt
Organism: Microthlaspi erraticum
Lineage: Eukaryota; Viridiplantae; Streptophyta; Magnoliopsida; Brassicales; Brassicaceae
Source: the annotation of a GenBank genome assembly
AUGGGGUUAUCACCUUUACAGACAGAGCUGGAAGCUCUACCUUGGGCUAUGCAGAGUAUGUUAGUCCAUAAUAAACGGCGAAUGAACUUUCAAACGGACUGCGCAGAUUUGGUUAAGAUGGUGUCCAGACCGAAAGAGUGGCCGGCGUUUGAAAAUCUACUUGCAGAGGUUGAGAAGUACAAGAGGCAGUUCCAGGCGUUCUCCUUAACCCACAUCCCAAGAACGAAGAACACAAAGGCAGACAAGUUAGCAUGGAAUUCUCGAGAUCAGCCUUACGAUGUGUAUUAUAUUAACUCAGUUCCACCGGUCUCGCUUCCCGAACCACUGUAG